Penicillium cataractarum is the source of this 291-nucleotide messenger RNA. Its product is annotated as 40S ribosomal protein eS25. The coding region runs from base 1 to 291 and encodes 96 amino acids. Gene Ontology annotation, molecular function: structural constituent of ribosome. Gene Ontology annotation, cellular component: cytosolic small ribosomal subunit. Lineage: Eukaryota; Fungi; Ascomycota; Eurotiomycetes; Eurotiales; Aspergillaceae. The transcript is spliced from 4 exons. The record is from RefSeq and is a predicted model, not a curated record.
AUGGCGCCCUCAGCAACCGGUGGCAAGAAGCAAAAGAAGAAGUGGUCCAAGGGCAAGGUCAAGGACAAGGCUCAGCACGCCGUUGUCUUCGAGAAGACCACCCUUGAGAAGCUCAACAAGGAUGUUCAGACCUACCGCCUGAUCACCGUUGCCACCCUCGUCGAUCGCCUGAAGAUCAACGGCUCCCUUGCCCGCAAGGCCCUUGCCGACCUCGAGGAGCAGGGUCAGAUCAAGAAGGUUGUCAGCCACUCCAAGCUGAACAUCUACACCCGCGCCGUCACCGCCGAGUAA